AGUUAGCUCAGUUUAAAGUCAGCUCUUGUGGCUCCUUAGGCGAGCCUAAACUAAUAAUUGAAUGAUUGGAUCAAAAUUUUUCAAAUAAUUCUAUUAGGACAAAAAAAAAUGCCUUCAGUGAAUUCGGAUUUAGAAAAAGAUGAUAGUCAAUCGUGGGAAUUGGCUGAAAGAUGUUUAUUACCUAUUGCUUUUUCACAUGCGAUUGCUGUCAUUUUAGCGACAGUAUUAAAUACAUUUGGCAUCUCGCAAACUUCUAGUUUUGUGCUUUUUCUAUUAUUUUUGGUUAUAUCCAUUAGUUUCACCUUGUUCUACCACAAUCUCAAGGUAUCAGCAGCAGGAAAAGCAGUAUUAAUUACCGGAUGUGAUGCGAGAGUUGGAUCCGCAUUAGCCAGAAAAUUAGAUGAAUUGGGAUUUACAGUAUUUGCGGGAUUUUCGAAUAAAGCGGAAAAUGAGGAAGCAGCACAAAAAUUAAAAGAAGAAUCUUCAGGAAGAUUACACAUUUUACAAUUGGAUGUUACUAGUGAACAUGAUAUUCAUUCAACAUUUUUAUAUGUAAAUGAAAAUCUACCUGAUGGAUCACCAGGACUGUGGGCUUUAGUACAUGCCGAUACUUGGGUAACUCUCGGAGAAUGCGAAUGGAUUCCAACUUCAGUUUUAAAAAGAAGCAUGGAUAUAAACGUCAAUGGCGUGUCAAGAUUAACUCAGGUUUUUCUACCUCUCGUAAGAAGAUCAAAAGGUCGCAUUGUGCUGGUCGGUAGCCUUUUGGCUCGAAUCCCAAGUGCAGUCAGAGGAAUUCAUUGUGCUGUCAAAGCUGCAAUAGAAGCUUGGGGAAGUUGCUUGAGAUUGGAAAUGCGCCGAUGGGGUGUCGAUGUCGUUAUUGUUGAAACUGGCGAAUAUGUAUCAGGAAACGUGUGGUUAAAGGACAAUGCAAUGAUAUUAGAACAAGCAAGAGAUAUGUGGACACAAUUAGAACCACAAACACGAAAAGAAUAUGGCAAAACAUUAUUUCAAAAGGAAAUGUUGGCACUUGAAAAAUAUACAAAAGGACCUGAAGCUGAUUUAAUGCCCGUUACACGUGCAUUGACAGAUGGAAUAACUAAAACAUUUCCAAUGAAAAGGUACACACCAGUGUCCCGUAAAGAAAGAAUACAAGCUUUACUUAGUGAUCAUUUACCAAGAUCAGUUUAUGAUAUAUUAUAUACAAAUUAAAUGGACUGUUGAUUCAAUUUACAUUGUUAUAUGCUAAUUUUAUCGAAUUCAAAAUGUUAUAAUUGCUGUUAAUAAUUACACUUUUAAGAUCUUCUCAGGUGAGAUAUUUUCUUUUAUGAAAACGAAAAUUUAUACAAGAAUCGAAAGAUAUUCAAUAAAAACGGGGAUUUAAUUCAA
Molecule: messenger RNA, 1386 nt
Organism: Leptopilina boulardi
Lineage: Eukaryota; Metazoa; Arthropoda; Insecta; Hymenoptera; Figitidae
Product: D-beta-hydroxybutyrate dehydrogenase, mitochondrial
Exons: 6
Coding region: 109-1209 (366 amino acids)
Source: RefSeq, a predicted model, not a curated record